Messenger RNA from Physella acuta, 6225 nucleotides. RefSeq names its product dentin sialophosphoprotein. NCBI's taxonomy places the organism in Eukaryota, Metazoa, Mollusca, Gastropoda, Physidae. The record is from RefSeq and is a predicted model, not a curated record. Gene Ontology annotation, molecular function: protein binding.
CGGACGACGCGUUGUUUUGUAAUGGCGGAAAAUAAACCUUAGACAUUUGCAUGAAGCUAGUGUUUACGUCCUAUAAUAGAGAAUCUACAAUGUUAUUAGCUAUAACUAGUUACUAAUCCUCAAAAUCGCAUUUAUUUUACAUUUUUAAGAUUAUCUAAUAACUUAGUUUAACCAUGAGUCACAUAGACCAGGGACCACUGUCCCACUACAACAGUUUAGUUGACAAUAACUUGUCGGGAUUUUUUACAAAUCCUCGCAUACGUAGACAUCUGCGUAAAUCAGGCCUUAUAACCAAAGAUGGAUUUAUAGUAGCAGAAAACACUUAUAGACUGAACAUGACAAGAAAAGAACACAAGCAGCAUGUUAAAGAAAUGCUUGCACAAGCUAUCGUUCACAAGACUCUCGAUCUUGAAAGGGUGCGGCAAGCAGAGAUCAAAGCCAAGCUAGAAGAGAUUGCAAAAAUUGAACUCGUUAGGAGAGUUAGGAUGUCUCGACAGAGAAAAAGAGAUUAUGAUGUGCUUCCCUACAUUAGUCCAAGAUCUGAAUCAGGUCACAUGAGAAGAUCUCACCAAUCACAUAAGUCACCUCCAAAGAGAAACAGAGCCAUCAGUGCACCAUCCAAGAAAGGGAGAAGACCCAUCUCAGUCCUGUCAUCCAACUAUGAAGAUGAGGACGAAGAGAUUAUCUACCUGGAUGAUGAGGGGCGACCUAUAUCUCAGGGUGAUGAAGAUGACAGGGAUGUCCAUUUUACUAGAAAAAAUUUGAUAGACAACAGAAACUUAAGCCAACUGGACCAAACAUCGUUGAGGAAAUACGCCACAGUGAUAGCCAAGCUGGAGCAGGAGCAAGGCAGACACAGAUCAGCCUCUCCCUACCUGAUACCCCAGCUGCCACUGCCACCAAAGUCACCAAAAACUGGACACAGCCCACGCAGUAACAGGCGGCGCUACAGGCAGGGGACAGAACCCUUCACUCCCAGACAGCCUGCUAAUCCAACCCACCUGUACCCAGAAAGCUCCCCAAAGCGCCAUUCAAAACAGCCAAGAGUGGAAUGCACUGUGGAUAUGAUCUAUCAUGGGGGGAACUUGCAUCUAGCUCGGGAACAAUUUGACAAGAAACAAGAGAUUACAGUCCUGCAGCAACACAAUGGAGGAAACACUCUGACACUUUUCAAAGACCGUCUGGAACCCAAUUCAAAAUUCUCUUUUGUCUCCCAUCGACAUCGCAGUUUCCCCUUUAGCCUGACCAUCUACAUUGAUGGUCAGGUGGACUGUCGUGUCAGCACUUGCUGUGAGUACAGACACAAGAAAGGCGUGCGGGUCGGAGGCAAAUCUGGACACUUUAGCAUCACAAAAAUUGCUCACGCUAUUCCCUGCUUCAAAUGUCAUAUUGAAAAGAAAUCAAAGGCCGCUAAGUCAAAUCAAAAGAAGAAAACGAAGACACCAGAGCCUCAGCAGGAGGAGAUGGAGUAUGUGGAGACAAACAAGGAAGAACCAUCACCACCCUCACCAGAAGCCAAAGAUAAAGAGCGGAAACAAAAUUUUGUACCAGUUGAAGUAGAUGAAAACAAAACUAAUGGAUCCUAUGAUGAUGAUUUUGAGUCAAGCAGUAGCAGCAGUUCAUCUUCUUCAGACUCAGAGUCAGAAGAAGAAGACAAACCACAGAAGACUAAACAAGAGAAAGAACAUUCAGUUCAAGCCAAGUCGAAGAUUGUGCCGGUUAAGGAUGUCAGUGACAAAAGCAGUGACAGUGACAGCAGCAGUGACGCCAGUGACAAAAAAACCUCAGAAUCCAAAAAACAAAAAGAGCAAAUGAAGGUUGUAGAGAAGAAGACAAAAACAGUUGAUAUGGCUGAUACAAGAAAAAAAUCAGGAAGUGAUGAUGAUCAUAAGAAGAAACCUGCGAGUGGACGUAAGGAAGUUGAGAAAGAACAAGCUCAGAAAAAACAUGUGAUGCUAAAAAAUGACAGUGACAAGAGCAGCAGUGGUAGCAGUAGUGACAGCAGUAGUGAUAGCAGUGAUGAUGAAAAUAAAAUUAAAAAAGAAAGACAUGAAGAGAAGAAAAAAAUUACAGUAGAAGUGACUGAGGCGAAAGAAAAAUCAGGAAGUGAUGAUGAUAAACCCAAGCCACAGAAAGCUAAACAAGAAAAAAUACAGAAGGUUCAAUCUGGGUCAAAGGUCGUGUCUGUUGAGGAUGUCAGUGACAAAAGCAGUGACAGUAGUAGUGACAGCAGUGAUGAGGAAUCCAAAACACAAACGAAACAAACAAAGACUGAAGAGAAGCAAAAGCCCACAGUGGAACUGAGUGGUACAAGAAAUAAAACAGGAAGUGAUGAUGAAAAAAAGAAAGCUCAGCUGGACAAAUUAGAAAAACUGAAGAAAGAUGAGGUAAAUGCUCAGACAAAGAAUAAGGAAGAUCAAGAUGACAGUGACAAGAGCAGUGACACUAGCAGUAACAGCAGUGACAGCAGUGGUGACAGUAGUGAUGAUGAGGAAAAGAAAAAGGAAGUCAAGAAUAUUCCAAUUGUUGACAAGAGGAAAAAUGAUUUUGAUGUUAAAACAGGAAGUGAAAAUGAACCAAAAAAACCCUUUGCAGUGCCAUUUUUUGACAGCAUUAGAAUUCUUGAUUAUGAUGAAGUUGAUAAUGGCAAAGUCAGCCCACCUGGGGUUAAAGUCAGCCCACCUGGAAGCCCACCUGGGGUUAAAGUCAGCCGACAUGUUGGUAAAGUCAGCCCACCUGGCAGCCCACCUGGGGUUAAAGUCAGCCGACAUGUUGGUAAAGUGAGCCCACCUGGAAGCCCACCUGGUGGUAAAGUCAGCCCACCUGGUGGUAAAGUAAGCCCACCUGGCAGUCCACCUGGUGGUAAAGUCAGCCCACCUGGCAGCCCACCUGGUGUUAAAGUCAGCCGACAUGUUGGUAAAGUCAGCCCACCUGGCAGCCCACCUGGUGGUAAAGUAAGCCCACCUGGCAGCCCACCUGGUGUUAAAGUCAGCCCACCUGGUAGUGUAAAAUCUUCUAGUGUGGCAUCUUCAUCAUCAUCAUCUGACUCCUCCAGUUCCUCUGAUUCCUCCAGCAGCAGUGAUGAGGAUGACACAUUCACUGCACCCCCCGCCAUACCUCAAGCCAAGGCUACACAUGUGAGUGAGAAUAUUGAAGCCCCACAUGCUCCAGCUCAGCAGAAACAGAUGACAGGACCGGUUCAUCCAGUGACCGAGACAUCUGUUAACUCCCAGAGUGCUGAAAAAAAUAUACACCAACCAAGUCUAGAAAAGGACCUGGUGGCAGAUGAAGAGAAAUUUAAACAAGAAGAAAGAUUGACCCACUCACCAUCACUAACAUCAAUAGAGUCAUCAUCCUCUUCUUCUUCUUCUUCAUCAUCAAGCAGUGACAGCUCCACUGGAUCUCAAAUUAUACAAGGUGAAGGAGUCAUUAAAAAUGACAACACAGCAGAGAGUGUUUUUGAGAAUUAUGAUGUGGGGGAGGAUGAUGAGGUGAAGAAUCAAGAAACUGUGGAGCUACCAGGACCAAAAGUUGAGCUGAACACACAGGUUGAUAAAAAUGAGCACAGAGAAGAAGUGAAACCAACACGUGGUUUGAAUUUUUUUAAUCCUGAUGCAGAAAUAGUUGCUAAAGAUAAUCCAGUCAAUGAAUUUGAAGAAAUUGAGCCUAAUAUUGGAGCAGAAGGCAGACACUCUAGUGUUUCUUCUUCGUCAUCUUCCUCAUCCUCAUCCUCCUCCACAUCCUCUGGGUCAGCUAGCAUCAAAGACCACGGACCAAACCUGGACAACGACCCAACAAAUACUGACGAUUUUCCUGAAGAAACUUUUAAAGUAGAGGCUGCUGAUCAGAUGAAUGAAAAACUAGAGGACCAACAGGAUGAGAAAUCUUUUGUGGUGGAGGAGAAAAAAGACAGUGAGGAACAUCUACCAAAGAUUGCUCUCACUCAUGUAGCUUCACCAAUUACAAUGGCUGGACCUGUGGAUUUUGUGAAAAAAACUAAAUCAAGUGACAAUGAAUCAAGCAGUGACUCUGACAGUAGUUCAAGCAGUGGAAAAAGCAGUGCAAGAUCAUCUGACAGCCAAUCAAAGAAGAAAAAACAAGUAGUGACAAAGUCUGAAGCACAUGGCAAAACAGUGGCUGAUGUACAUGCCCAUGAAGGUAACAAGUCAGAAGAACCAAGUUCUCUGAAGGUGGAUGUACCAUCCAGACCCACGAAAGAACCAGGUGCAGUGAAGGAAGACACACCACCCGGACCCAUAUCCAAUAAAGAAAUGGACGGAAGUCUGUCCGCACAGCUGGAGAAAAAUAAACCUGCACUAGAGAUAACUAAUGUCAGAUUAAACCAAACCCAGAUUUCUGAAGUGGCCCACUAUUUAGAGAACAAUGCUCGGCUGAGCCACCUCACUCUAGAGAACUGUAGCUUGAACGAUGAGGACAUUAAAAAACUUGGCGAUGCAAUCAGCAAAUCCCAGUCUAAUCCAGUGGUUUUGAACUUAAGUGAUAAUCCUUUAACAUCUAAAUGUGUGGACUAUUUAUUGGAUGUGUUAAAGAAGAAACCAUCUAUAGAAGCUAUUCUCUUGAGGGGUACCCAGCUGCAAGAUGAAGGUGUAAACCAGUUGGUUGAUGGCUUGUUGAGUUUUCAUGAAGAAAAGCUAAACCAAAACAUCGCCGCCAUGGGGGAAGGUGUGACAAUACAGGAAGAAGACCUUCUUAAGGAACUGCAUGAACUUGACCUCAGCAGAUGUUACUUUGGAGACGAUGGCAUGCAAGCAAUUUGCAGGCUGAUUCGUUCAGAAAUGGCGAUAGACACGCUCACCUUGGCGUCGAACCCAGCGAUAUCUCUCAAAGGGUGGCAAGCACUUGGUCAAGCCCUAAAAAAGACAAGAUCACUGGAGACGCUGACGUUAGAUCAGAACAACAUUGGGAACAGAGGCAUUGAAGAGAUCACUGGUGGUCUGUAUGAGAAUUCAUCCCUCUCCACACUUGACCUCAACCAUGUUGGCAUCACAGAUGAAGGGGGUAGAUAUAUUUUAGACCUGUUGAAGAGGAACAUUUUAAUUCUGGAGAUGAACCUGGAUGGGAACAAACUAUCAGAGCAGCUAAGGGAAGAAAUUAAAAAGUAUAUUUCCCUCAAUCAAACCAUACCUGCUCACUAGUCCUUGAUACCUUUGUUAAUUUACUGCAAGGGUCUUUCAUAUCAACAUAAAUAUGAAAGUAAAGCUAAAAAUAUGUCUAAAUAUGUUUAAAUCAAAUAUUUUUAACACUCCAAAUUUGAUAUUUUUGUUCCUUAAAAUGCUUAGCUAAUUCAAUUGUUUUACUAAAUUUAAACACAAGAGAUUCAUGAAGCCAAUGCAAUAAUAACAUUUAAUUUCUUUACGUUAUUUAAUUAUGAUAUAUUAUUUUUAUUGUAACCAUUUUCAGAUUUUUUAAAAAUAUUUUUUUUUGAAAAUCUUUUACAGAAGACAGUUUUUUAAAAAUUAGUCUGUAUUAGAAUCAAAAUUGGUGUUAUAUUUUAUUUCUUAAAAUAUAAUUUUUUCUAGCAGUAGUUGAUCAAAGUAAACAGGACCAUAAAAAAUACUAAUAUUUGUUCUGUGGAAAUUCAUAAAAAGAAAACUGUUUUUAAUUAUCCUACAUUACAAUCAACAUUGGUAUUAACACUGGAAGAAUGUUUUUAUUCUUAACAAAGAGAACUGGCUUUUGCUGUUGCUGAUCAGAGUAAAUUAUUAAAUAUAUUGACACUGACAGAUGAAUGAGACUUUCUCAUGCCUGCCUUACCCAUGACACUGAUAAAAAAUACAAAUCUAUAUAUUUAUGUUUUUAUUAUAGCUUAUGCUAACCAAGUGAUUUAUAUACAAAUGAUAUUGUUGUAUACUUUGUGUAAAAUGUUUCAUGUUCCAAGUGUUUUUCGCCCGAAUUUGAAUGUUUGCUGUGCAAGCCAUUGACAUCCAUUAUAAAAUUUGUUGAAUAUUUGAAUACAAUUUUUUUGUGCGCUACUAAAAUUGGUUUAAGAAAAAAAUAUCCAUCAUAUACAAGUCAACAGAUCUUUCAUCAAUCUUUAACCUAAAUAUGUAUGUAAGAAACUUUGAAAAUAUGUUAAAAUUAAUCAUCUGUGAUAAAAAUUCCUUGAGAAAGAUCAAUCGACUAUUUUGAAAAAAAUAAUUUAAAGAGAUUAUUUGUUUUAUAAAUUUACAGUGAUUCUAAAAUCUGGUUUUCAAAUUACAUUUU